UAUUCAUUUCAAUAUCUUUGGCUCUCUUUGUAGCUAUUUACGUUCUCUCUCUCUCUCUCUCUCUCUCUCUCUCUUGUUUGAAAACCACUUUUUUUCUUCAUCCCCACCGUAAACCACCAACACCGGUCAUCUUCUGAGCAGAUCUACAUCUUUCCGGCGACCUUUACUUAACAAAAAUUAUAUAUUAUUCAUCAGCUCGCCCUCCUCUAUCUUUCCAUCAAAUUAGAUUUUCAAAAGGAAAUAACUUGAUAAUUUCACAUUUUUAUAAAUCAGAGCCACCAUUGACAACCUUUGGAUGCACCACCACCACCACUAAACUAAUCACUCCCUCCUUUAUAUGACACUUUUAUUUUUAUGAUCUAUCAAUUUAAUUUUUUUCAGACCGCCGGCUUUAGAGGCCAUUUCCGGCAACUUCGACGUUGCUUUGUGAAAACAAAUAUUGGAUCUGCACUCUUGACCAGCUGAAUAACAAAAACCCCAAAGAAAAAUCAUGGUCUCACAAACUUCGUCGGAAACCACCGCACCACCACCGGCAGCCACCACACCAGAGUAUUAUCUUUCUUUUUCUUGAACAGAGAGAACACAAAGAGAAGCGAAAAUGGAGAUUCUUCUCCGAUCUCCGCCGUGACUUUUCUCCGAUCUACACCGCGCUUCUUCUUAUCUGCGGUUCAGCACGCGAAGCUGCCUCAGCACCUCGACACUCUCCGCCAUCUGAUCAAUUCCAAUUUUACCCUUCCUGUCACCGCCUCUCUUAAUCCUCACUUUCGGUUAAUCGAUUUCACAGCGUAAUGGUGAAAUCAUACAAACAAGAACACGUAUAUAACCAUCCAUGGGAACGAGUAACCUCAGCAUCAUGGCGAAAAUUCACCGAUGCUGAAAACAAGCGUGUUUUACCACACAUUCUAGAUUGCAAUACAUUGAACACCAGCCUUGAUUCAUCCUCCGGGAAGCUGUACGCUACGCGCGCGAUAACCGUUCGUUGUCCGUGGCUGGUACGUAGGAUUAUCGGUGAAGACAUUUGUCAUUGUGUUGAAUCAACAAUUGUGGAUGCAAAAUUGCGUUCGAUGCAGAUUUGUUAUAGGAAUAUUAGUAUGGAGAAGUUUAUUGAAGUGGAAGAGAAGACUAGGUAUGAUCCACAUCCGGAUAAUCCGAAUGGAUGGACUGUUUGUCGGCAGGAGACGAGGAUUCGGAUUAAGCCGUUGUCUGCUUUGGCUUCUAUGGCGGAGAAAGUUGAGCAGAGGUGUGCUGAUAGGUUUCUUCAAAAUAGUGCUAAGAGUAGAGAUGUUAUGGAGAGGAUUUGCAAAUAUCUUGAGGCUGAGUCUAGCUCAUUUUCUUUGUGAUUGUUUCUGAUAUAACUUUGGAUUUCAAUUAUCUGCAGACAAACCAAGAUCAGUUGACUCAUAUUACUCUCUAGUCUCCUGUUAGUGUUUGUUACUUAUUCUAAAGCAUUGAUUAUGAUUACAGGCACUGUUUUAAUAUAUUGGUAGUCGGAGGUGUAAGUGAUUAUAUGUGAUGGCUUAUCAGGUAUUUUUGAGAGAUAAACUUGUGAUUAUCUGGUUUUUUGUAUAACUUUGACAAUAAAUGUUAGUUUGUUUUCCAUGUUAAGUGUUAACACUCAAUAUUGACAGUGUGAAGAGUGGAAAUGAAGUUAUAGUUGAUUACUAAGUGUGUGGUUCAA
This is a messenger RNA of Medicago truncatula (barrel medic), 1678 nucleotides long. Its product is annotated as PRELI domain containing protein 3A. The record is from RefSeq and is a predicted model, not a curated record. Gene Ontology annotation, cellular component: mitochondrial intermembrane space. Lineage: Eukaryota; Viridiplantae; Streptophyta; Magnoliopsida; Fabales; Fabaceae. The transcript has 4 exons. The coding region runs from base 789 to 1340 and encodes 183 amino acids.